This is a messenger RNA of Suillus subalutaceus, 1199 nucleotides long. RefSeq lists its product as uncharacterized. The record is from RefSeq and is a predicted model, not a curated record. Lineage: Eukaryota; Fungi; Basidiomycota; Agaricomycetes; Boletales; Suillaceae. The transcript has 2 exons. The coding region runs from base 257 to 1036 and encodes 259 amino acids.
AUCAGGAAUCUGGCCAGUGAAUCGUCCAAUCCACCAGUGGGUUUGAGAAUUAGUUCCAAUGAAGACGCGAGGACCAUGUCUCAUAUAAGCACCUAACACAACUAGAACAUGACCUCGUCCAUCACUUGAUCAAAGAUCUUGCGAGUUUGCAUUCGGAUCUACGCCCAUCGGAUAUUCGUAAUCCUCUACCUGGUUCAUCUGUCGCCGUCGCACACCAUUGUUGACCGCAGCGUGACGUCUCGUCGCACUUAGUAACAUGUCUGGUUCCAAGUCUCGCGCUUCUCUUACGUUGUCGACCGUUGUUGCAUCCGCCGCAUCCACAGUGCCACCAAAGAUGUCCAAACUUGACUUACCCGCAUUCUCUGGUCCGAUUGAGCCUGCUUCAAUCAAUGUCUGGCUUGGGCGUUGCGAAGACGAAUAUCUCGCGUGGUCUGCCUGGAACCCGGUAUAUGUGAUGUCUCCACAACUGCUUAUUGUACUUGCGGGUCUCCAGCCGGAAGAACCGAGCGCGAGACUUUGGUGGAACCAGAAUCGUGAUAUGCUCAAACAGCUUGCCACGUGGGAGGAGUUCGCGUCGCGCUUCAAGGAUCGCUUCAUACCUUCCGGCUGGCGUCUCGAUGCCCUCGCGCGCUUCUACGACGUCUCGCAAGACUUCGAUGACUUCCGCUCGUUCACUGCUUCCUUACAAACAGCUCGGAACACGCUUGGUUCACUGGGUGAUGGUUACGCUAUCAGUGACUCUGUUUUCAAAAACCACCUCUUCUUUUUUGCCAAUCCCGCGCUUCAACUUCGUGUCCGGGCCAUACCAAAUUUUUCGUACGAGAACUUGACAGUCGACGCACUGAUCCAUGUCAUGGCGACUACGUGGUUGAGCCUCGUUGCGGAAGGCUUCACGAUGCCCGUACCCAAGUCAAUGCUCAAGUCUGCCUCUGCUCCUAUGUCAAACACGCACGCAUUAAAUUCCACAUCUCCCCUUCCUGACCUCACUUAUACCGAACGAGAAGCCUUGCGCUCAGUGGGAGGUUGUUUCCACUGAGGAGGUUGUUUCCACUGCCAUCUGUCGCCAUCUGACCCCACCUGGAAAUUCCAUGUUACUCAAGAGUGUCCGGGUGACGAGCGACGCAACAUUCCUCCGCAAGCUCCUCAUCCCAUCGCAGAAGACGCCCUACCUGAGGGUUAUCGCGAAGUCCUGAUCUCAC